AUGAGCCUGCUGUCGGCCAUCGACACGAACGCCGCCUCGGUGUACCAGCCGGCCCAGCUGCUCAACUGGGUCUACCUGUCGCUGCAGGACACACACCAGGCCAGCGCUUUCGAUGCCUUCCGGCCCGAGCCGCCCAGCGGCGCCGCGCCCCCGGAGCUGAGCUUCGGCAAGGGCCGCCCGGAGCAGCUGGGCUCGCCUCUGCACUCCAGCUAUCUCAACAGCUUCCUACAGCUGCAGCGCGGAGAGGCGCUGAGCAACAGCGUGUACAAGAGUGCCUCACCCUACGGCUCCCUCAACAACAUCGCUGAUGGCCUGAGCUCGCUCACCGAGCACUUCUCGGACCUGACCCUCAGCUCGGAGGCCCGCAAGCCCAGUAAGCGGCCUCCGCCCAAUUACCUGUGCCACCUGUGCUUCAACAAGGGCCACUACAUCAAGGACUGUCCUCAGGCACGCCCCAAAGGCGAGGGUCUGACGCCGUACCAGGGCAAAAAGCGCUGCUUCGGCGAGUACAAGUGUCCCAAGUGCAAGAGAAAAUGGAUGAGCGGGAACUCCUGGGCCAACAUGGGGCAGGAGUGCAUCAAGUGCCACAUCAAUGUGUACCCGCACAAGCAGAGACCCCUGGAGAAGCCUGACGGCCUGGACGUGUCCGACCAGAGCAAGGAGCACCCGCAGCACCUCUGCGAGAAGUGCAAGGUGCUGGGCUACUACUGCCGCCGCGUGCAGUGACGCCGCCACCGCCCACCACCUCCCUGUGCUGCGCAGGGGGCCGCGUGUCCCCUGGCCUCGUGUACGCGUGGUGGCAGUGUUGUUGAGAUCUCUGUCCCAGGGCUCCCUCCUCUGGGAGGCCCUCUGGGGUGAGCAGCCUGCAUUGGCCACGAGUGCACCAAAUUUACUGUGAAUCCCAAAGCCCACAGGGGUCGUGUCCCCAGGCCAGCCAGGCCCCCUCCUGCUCAGAACCGUCCCGUUUGCCCUGUGUGCAGAGCCACUCAGAAAGCAGCCACCGUGCACAGCCACCUGUGCGCAGCGCUGGGGAGUGGGCCUGUGUCCCCUGCCCACGGGGAGCCCCAAAUCCCGACCCCCUUGAUGUCACCUCAUCGCGCCUGGGAGCUGCCCCACCCCAGGCCCAGGCAGCACAGGUCAGAAGGUGGCGCUGAGCCACCUUGUCCGCAUCUUGGACGGCGCUCUAAGAUGUGUCCCAGGGCUCAUAGGGGCGCUCCCACGGCCCCCCACACAUCCCACCGGCCUGCGUCCUGUCAGCCUCAUUCCCCUUCCAUCCCCAUUGCCCCCUGCCCCCCUGGGGAGCCGUCAUGGCUGCAAGCCUCAGUUCAAAGGACACAGGCCUGGCCCUCUGGUGAUGCACUGUGCCGUGUGGGGGAAUGUCACAUCUCCAGCCUCAGUUUCCCCAUCAGGAGAGAGGAGGACACUAGAAAACAGAGGUCCCCUGAGAGCUCUGAUGUCCCAGGAGCAGGCUGGCCAGGUUGCCUCCUGGACCAGCACUUUGUUUGGGGAUAUCCACCCCCCUAGAUGUGGGUGACACCUCCCAGGUACCGCUUACUCACACCCCUGCCCCCUCAGUGGCCACUUAGGAAGCCAGGCUGAGGGAUGAAGAGCCCUCCUGCAGCUGCCCAACCUGUUGUCCCUUUCCCCUGCCAAAAAAUGGACAAGAACCCCUCCCCCUCCCCCAGCCCUUCCCAGGGGGCUGCCCUGAGACAGGCCACCGAACUUGUCGGGUGGAGAUGGAGGACGGUGACUUCCUACCUCCCGAGGAGCAGAGAGGCCUCGUGGCACGUCACACGCUGAGGGAGGCCGCAGUCCUGGUUGGCAGCAGGCACGUGCCUUCCUUUCUCCCCAGCCGGAAGCCCUGCUUCCAUUGUCCUUCUUUUCUCAUGGGGCAGGGACAGAACCAGCUGGCAGCAUUGGGUCACUUGAUUUUUCCCCAAGAUUGUGCCUCUGUGGGGAAACAAAACAAAACAAAACAAAAAUCAGACCACAAAUGGGCCUGAAAUCCAGUGUUUACCAUGGCUCCAGGACACCCAUCCGGUGCCGGGUCACCUUUAGUAUUUAAAUGAAAAUGCUUUGUGCAAGUGAGGAUUUACAGUAAAGUGCUCACCAAGGGUCCAGGGAGUGGGUAGUAGAGGUGGAGCGACCUGCGGCCAGGGGGGCUGCAGGGUAGAUUUUGGGUGGCCCCAUCCUCUGAGCACUUAAAACCCAGGUGCGUUUGCUGCAGCUGUGCCCUCUAGCUGCUGCCCGCCUGGACAGCAUGCUGGCAGCAGACUGGCAGCACCACCCACCCCUAGGCACUGCCACUGGGGACUCCCCAGCCCAGCACUGCAUUGGGGUGACCUGAGCGGCCUGGGCCUAAGGCUUCUGUCCCCAAGAAGAAGCUGCAGACAGCAGUCAUCCUGCUGGAGCUCUAAGAGAAUGCUCCCAGCGGUGGACAGUGUGCUUGUCUCCCCUGGAGGACCAGCGGAGCAUGGGGACCCUCGACCUGAGGACGGCUGGGGCCUGCAACUGGGCUGCGCAGGCUGGGGAAACUCACACCCUAGAAAGAACCCAGGCUCCAGAUCAUAGCAGGCCAGGGCCAAAAGGAAAUAGGAUAUCACCCCUAAGUGACCUUCGCAGCAGGCUGGUCCAGCUGGGAGCCAUUGCCAGGCCAUCUGUGCAAGUGGCCACCUCGGGGGCUAGGCCUGAGGCGGCCACCCCCAUGGGCCUUCUUGCGCUGUUGGGGGUGGGGAGGGGGGCUCUGUGAUCGGCGGAAGACAACACUGUCUGGGCUGUAUGCCGCGAGAACUGAGCGCUCAGAGGGCCAGGGAGCCCAGAGGCAAGAAAGCUUCAGUGUUUGUGCAUUCAAAAAGGGACAAUCGUCUGCGGUUGGUAGAUCUAGCGAUCUAGUUGGGAGAUCAUGGUGUUCACCCCAUACGAAGUAUUCGAUAGCUCUACUUGUGAAUUUGUAUUUAUUUUGAGUUAUACUUGACACAGAAUUCCUUUUUUAAAAAACAAAAAGUACUAUGUGUGUAUUUUGAGGGAAAAAAUGCAUAGAUGUUAAAAUUUCUGCAUGGUUACCACUUUUUUUCCCCCCACAACACUGAAUUUGGUAGCUUCUCCCCCCCAAAAAUCUUCACAGUGAUUUUUGUUUGUAUAUAUUUGAGGGCCUUUUUUUAAAAAAGAAACCACAAAAACAAAAGAAAAAUAGGAUGGCUUGAUUUUUUUAGAUUAAAAAACAAAAAGAGAGGCAUUCUAAAAACUUUAGACCUUCUAGGAGGGCAAUAGAAUAUCAAACACAGAUUUCUGGAAGUGUUUUUAAAAAUCUUCUGGUUGAACUACAAGAAAAUAUUUAUGGUGAGAACUUCUUUUUUUCCUGUUACUGGUUUUUGUUUGGUUUUUUAAAAAUUUUGUUUUUUACUAUGCUUUGGUCUGUAAAAAGUAUGCAACUGAACUACAUUAAGAAGGAAAUAUUGUCUACAUAGAAUAUUAUAUGAAGUUGGUACAUAAUUCUGAUGAGAAAAAAAAAAUUCUGCAAUUCUUUAAGCCAUGUUGUUGUUAUUCUGUAUUUCCUGGGAUGAAAAUAUCAGUAUUAAGUAGCCAGCAUAUUAUUCAAAUGUUUAGACUUAUUAAUGUGUUCUUGUCCUGUAUUUAUACAUAUGUGUAUUUUGGAAAGUAUUGCUUUUUUUUUUAAAAGGGGAGCUAUUAUUAGAUACAUAGCAAAAAAAGGGAACGGUAACUCCCUCCGCUGAGGAUAGCCACGCCACCUUGUAAUCUGUUUUCCUGCACCUUCUUGUUAUUAUCUUGUUACUACGGUUUUAUUAAUCUUGUAGGGUAGGGCAGGGAGGGGACGAGAAGAAUGGAAACAUGAGAUGAUCCAGCCUCUCGGCCGGCCAGCAAGGCCCGUGGAGCAAGGGGGAGCCUUGGGGACUCUUCUCCUGACCCUCCGGGCCCUGCUCUUGAACUCGGAUCGGUCAGCCAGAACCCUCACGCCUGCCUCCAGCAUCUAAUAGAUUUGAAUCUACUCUAAACACGUAUUUAACCCAACCUCACUACAUUGUAGCCCAGUGCAGCAACUAAUGCGAAGGGUGGGGGCAUCCCAGCCUUUGGAGAGGAGGUGACCCAGGGACUGUUCCCUGGCCGCCUGCGGCUGGUGGUGUCUAUGAUCACCUUUGUGGUGACCAGCUCCAGCUGCUGGACCUCCUCCGCCCCCUGUGUGGUGACCCUGUCCGUGUCUGUGAUGUCCGUAUGUGUAUGUCCAGCUGAAAGACAAACAGAACCCGUGGGCCCCGCUGGGCGGGCACGUGGAGACGGCGCCUGGCUCCCCGCAGGGCCGCCCUCGGGAUGGCAUUCCGGUGUGUGCCUUAUUCCUGGAGACUGUAUACGCCUUGCCUUUGGAAAUAUAGCCUUUUCAUGCUAUAUUAAAAGGACUUUGGAACGCA
This is a messenger RNA of Chinchilla lanigera (long-tailed chinchilla), 4424 nucleotides long. It is a transcript of the gene Zcchc24, whose product is annotated as zinc finger, CCHC domain containing 24. The record is from RefSeq and is a predicted model, not a curated record. Gene Ontology annotation, molecular function: nucleic acid binding; zinc ion binding. Lineage: Eukaryota; Metazoa; Chordata; Mammalia; Rodentia; Chinchillidae. The transcript is spliced from 4 exons. Bases 1 to 726 code for a protein of 241 amino acids.